Messenger RNA from Choloepus didactylus (southern two-toed sloth), 3938 nucleotides. RefSeq names its product C-X3-C motif chemokine ligand 1 (gene CX3CL1). Gene Ontology annotation, cellular component: extracellular region. Lineage: Eukaryota; Metazoa; Chordata; Mammalia; Pilosa; Megalonychidae. Bases 693 to 1922 code for a protein of 409 amino acids. Gene Ontology annotation, molecular function: chemokine activity; CCR chemokine receptor binding. The transcript has 3 exons. The record is from RefSeq and is a predicted model, not a curated record. Gene Ontology annotation, biological process: lymphocyte chemotaxis; positive regulation of ERK1 and ERK2 cascade; cellular response to type II interferon.
UCUCUGGCCCACCUGUCCAUGUGAGGUGGGACUGGAUCAUUCUUUCAGCAAACACUUACUGUGCUGAGCCCCUACGGUUUGCCAGGCUCCCUGCUGGGCGCAGGGGAUGCCCUGAGGAAUGCACUCACAGUUCAGUGCCCUGUGCGCUUAGCCAAAGUCCUGGGGCUUUAAGGGGUGAAGGUGUGGGGGAGAUACCUCCUGGACCAAAGGAGAGCUCGUCAGAUCCAGGCUGGCUUGCUUGCGGCCAGCACCCUGUCCUCUGUCCCACUGUGCUUUUGUGUGUUGCCCUCUUAGGAUCUAGGACCCCAGGCCAGUUUCUUGUAAUGUGUGCCAGUUCCCGGCAGGAUCCCGGGCACACGGGAGGGGAGGAGGCCCUCUGAACCCCAGCAGGCCUGGUCUAGCCUUUCAGACAGGUCCCGAUGUGAGUGACAGCUGGGAGCAGCCAGCUCUGGACCCCCUGCCGCCGUCCCCGCCCAGAGCCGACUCGGUUCCUUGGCAACAUCCCGAGGAAUCCAGCGCGCACUGGCUCCCUUCCUCUCCCCUCCCCCUGCCGCGGGGCCUGGAGGCGGAGGCAGCGGCAGCCCAGGCCCAUUAUAAGAAGCGACAGUGCUCGCUCGCUUAUGAGGGGACAGCACUGAGCUCGCACGCUGCAUCGCCCUGGACCCCGCGCGGACCCCUGGCCACCCUCCGCCAUGACUCCCCUGUCUCUCGCGUGGCUGCUCCACCUGGCUGUCCUCUGCCAGAUGAUCAACCUGCUGACCGGACAGCAUCGAGGGGUGAAUAAAUGCAGGAAUUCAUGCAAAAACACGACCUCGAAGAUCAUCCCCGUGGCUUUUCUGUCCGGCUACAAACAAACCCAGGCGUCCUGUGGCGGCACGGUCAUCCUGCAGACCAAGGCAAAUAAAUUUAUCUGUGCUGACUCAAAGGAGAAAUGGGUCCAGGAAGCCAUGGCGCAUCUAGACCGCCAGGCUGCUGCCCCGGCUCAAAGUGGUCACGGCGGCACGUUUGAGAAGCAGAUCGGCGGGGGAGAGGCCAGGACCACUCCGGUCGCCAGGGGAACGUGCCAGAACGCGGAGUCAGAGCCUGGAGCAGUGGUGCAGGGCUGUAGCCUGGAGCUGACGACUCCUUCCCAGGGGACACAGACGGCCUCAGGGACAUCCUCAGAGUUGCCAACUGGAACAUCUGGUUUCCCCCAGACCAGACCUACCUCAGCUUCCACGGCACAGGACAGAGGGUCUCCAGCUGCGUCCGAGGGAACCAAGCUUCCCACCACCAUAGCUUGGCAGAGUUCUGCUGCCUACCUAAGUGGGUCGGGGCUCGGGGUUGAGAGAAAGUCCUCCGAAGCCCCCUCCACUGAGGCCCCGUCCACCGAGGCCCCCUCCACCGAGGCCCCAUCCACCGAGGGCCCGUCCACCGAGGCCCCCUCCACCGAGGCCCCCUCCACCGAGGCCCCCUCCACCGAGGGCCCGUCCACCGAGGCCCCCUCCACCGAGGCCCUGUCCACCAUGCCGGAGACCUCCCUAGGGCCCGAGAAGGUGGCCUCCACUCUGGCUCACACGGAUGUUUUCCCGGCCUGGGGGCCCGGGAGCAUGGCCCCUGUCUCCUCUGAAGGGGCCCCCAGCAGGGAGCCCAGGACCUCUGUCAGCUGGACCCCCAGGUCCAAGGAUCCCAUCCACACCACCGUGGACCCCCAGAGGCUGAGCGUCCUCAUCACCCCCGUCCCCAAAUCCCGGGCAGCCACCCAGAGGCAGGCCGUGGGGCUGCUGGCCUUCCUCGGCUUCCUCUUCUGCUUGGGGGUCGUCAUGUUCGCCUACCAGAGCCUCCAGGGCUGCCCCCGCCGGGUGGCUGGGGACAUGAUAGAAGGACUUCGCUACGUGCCCCGGAGCUGUGGCAGCAACUCCUACGUCCUAGUGCCAGUGUGAGCCGCCCGCCUGCUGCACCCAGAGGCUCAACUCAGACUGCUGCCUGGGGUCCCCCAUCCUCCCACCCACCCUCACCCAAGAGCCUGGCCUGAGCUGGGAUGGGUGGAGCUGGGAGAUGGGCACACCCAGGAAGUCACCCUUGACCAUUCCUGACCUAUGGGGGCCGUGGAGGGAGACAGCCUCCAACACUCUCUCCAAUGUCCCCAAACCAGAAAACUCUCCUUUGCUGCUGGCUGGUUGGAGGCUCCUUUUGACACCGUCCCAGCCCCCAUGAACACUUAUUUAUUGAAUGCCCUGCCCCCUUGGACCCAGGCCUUCUUGUGGAAGCCACACUUGUCCCCUUUUACAAAUGAGCAUCAGGCCAGACCCCUUCUGCCCAUUCCCUGGGGCCUCACCAUGUCUCACAGACCCGCUGCAGUCACCAGUCACCCGGCCACCUGCGGUGCUAUCUCCCCAACCCCACCCCAUGCCCACCCCGACCCCUGUACAGAGCUCACUCCCCAGCCAGGGACAGGGAUGUGUCAUUUCUUGCAUGAGGUUGCUGUGAUUCCUGAGGCCUCUCAGGGUCAGACACCGUGGGAGGAGCGAUGAGAUGGUCUGGUGGGUUUGAAGUUUUUCCUCCCUGGUCUACGCUGUGCAAUGAAGGAACAUUGACUGUGAGCUGGGAGGCCGGGGUCUAGUCCCAAGGCUGCCACCAACCCAACAAGGCUUUUGUGUGACGGAGGCCAAGUCCUGUCCCUUUUCUGUGCCUCUGGUUUCCCAUCUGUGAAAGCAAAAAGCUGGAUUAGAUACGGGGUGGUUGGUCCAUAGGUGGCAAUAACCUGCACCCUGGCAGGCCUCCCUGAUUGCCAGGUCCCCUGUCCCCAGGCCCUGAUGCAGCCUCAGAGUCAUCAGCUUGGCGCCUUGGCCAGCAAACUGCCAACCCAUUAGCUCGGUGCAUCCUUGGACCCUGUCACUUGAAGGCCCUGCGUGGGAGUGAUGUGAUAGCCAGGCCCCGCCCUGUUGGAAGGGUUGCUGGACUGUGGAAUUUGGGGGACCAGAGCCCCCACUUUGGAAGGCCCCUCCCCGGCUUUGAGGACUCGUCGGGUCAGAGGGAUUGGCUGAGGGGACGGGGAGGGUCUGAUGAUAUCGACGAUGACAGGCGACGAUGCUGCUUUAGGACUUGAGUAGCGGCUGGGCUCAGUGUCCCCUCUGGUUCCACCCACCGCUUUGCACUCAAGGUCUUCUGCCCCCCCGUACCCCCACUGCAGGCCAGGCCAGGAGUUUCCAUGUGGCUUUCCAUGAGCUCAGAGUCCCCCGUGAAACCUGAGGUCCCCGUCUUCAUUUCUGAAAGGUACUGUGCUCCGUGGGGAGGGGAGUUGUGGCCUGAGGUCAGGGGUUCCCUUUUUGGCUGCUGAGGGCUCAGGCACGCCUGGAUGAGGCUGGAGCUGGCCCAGCCGGCCGCCACCCCUCAGGGGCCCUGGUGGCAGCCACUACCCCUCCCUCUGGUUGUCCCCAAUGGUGACCCUUGCCCUUCACCUGAGCUGCCUCCCAUAUGCUGGGCCUCACCCGCUGUGCAUGUGACACACAUCUCCGCAGAUGGGGUUCGAUGCUCAGAGGAAGGAAACAGGCUCUGGCCACGCUGCUCGGCCCACCUGGCUCCCCUGCAUGCCCUGCAGGGCACAGGGCAUUUGGGAAGUCAGGAGCUGGCCUGAGUGGGGUCACCCAGAGGGCUCAGAGACGGGGAGGGCAGGGCUAAAUGCACUUUGUUUGGGCUCCUCGAUGCUGGGAGAACCUUCGAGGGGUGGGGUAUCCCGCUAUGGGGCUCCCCUCUUCUGUGAGAAAGGGGGUGGGGGCACCUGGUCCCCCUUCCAUGGACUUCGGACUUUGGGAGUUCCUCCAAGCAGCACAUGGAUAAGGACUAUCUGGAGUGGACUUUGAAGGAAUUUGUUGACCCUUUUGUUUCCCAACCCCCAUCACAAAUGUCUAUGUUAUUUUGUAUUUUACUAAUAAAACUGAAAAGUCUUGUGAAUUAAA